This is a messenger RNA of Dromaius novaehollandiae (emu), 4205 nucleotides long. RefSeq names its product zinc finger protein 385C (gene ZNF385C). Bases 445 to 1704 code for a protein of 419 amino acids. The transcript has 8 exons. The record is from RefSeq and is a predicted model, not a curated record. Gene Ontology annotation, molecular function: nucleic acid binding; zinc ion binding. Gene Ontology annotation, cellular component: nucleus. NCBI's taxonomy places the organism in Eukaryota, Metazoa, Chordata, Aves, Casuariiformes, Dromaiidae.
GCGCGGGAUUUGGGGGCGCGCGGGAAUUCCUCCCCUCGGCUCAAAGUUUCUGGCGUUGGCAGCUCGGCGCUCACUUAGCGGCAGGCUGGGAGGGCGCGCUCAUCCCCGCCGUGCUCCCGGGCGAGGAGGAGGAGGAGGAGGAAGGGGGCCCCGACCCCCUCCCAUCCCAUUGCCAUGCUAAUGCCCGGGCCGCAGCGGGAGCGGCUGCGGCGGGCGCUUUCCCCUCCGCGCUGCUGAUUGGGCCGCGGACGGCGCGGGAGCGCGGCGCUCGCCUCCUCGGGCGCGGAGCAGUCGAGCAUUAAGCUUUUAAUUGAGGGAUAAGUGCAUCGGCCCCGGCACGGGGGCAUCGGCUGCCGCGCCGGCUUCGGAGCAGGCGGCUGCGCGAGCCGGGCGCCCGCGGCGGGGAGAAAGCGGCGGCGCGGAGACGAGGCGGCCGCAUCCAAAAUGCUCCUCGGUCCGUCCGGGCACAGCAGCCCCCUCUUAGCCUCGCUGCCGAUUCCCGGCCGUCCCCUCCAUCCCCCCUUGGACAUCAAGCACUUCCUGACCUUCCGGCUCAACGGGACGUCGCCGCUCAACCUCUUCCCCAACUUCAACACGAUGGACCCGGUGCAGAAGGCGGUGAUCAGCCACACCUUCGGCGUGCCGGCCCCGCUCAAGAAGAAGCAGUUCAUCUCCUGCAACAUCUGCCACCUGCGCUUCAACUCGGCAAACCAGGCGGAAGCCCACUACAAGGGCCACAAGCACGCCCGGCGGCUGAAGGCCAUCGAGGCCAUGAAGAGCAAGCAGAGGGCGGCAGCGGCGGGCGGCCGGGACAAGGCGGGCGACUUCCCGGCGGCGCUGGAGGGCGGCGGGGACGGCGGCAGCGCAGCUCCCGCCGGCGGCCUCCAGGACGCGGAGGGCGAGAGCAGCGGCCCGGCGCCCAGCCCGGCGACGUCCCCCGCGGAGCUGCCGGGCCCCGUCCCGCCGCCGGGCUCCCCGCCGGCCUCGGAGCUGUCGGAGGGCGGCUCGGACGCCGCCAGCGUGGCCUCCCCGGCCGUGCCGGGCACCGAGGCGCGGGCGGCUGAGCCGGGCGGCAGCGUCGCCUCGGCCCCGGACGGCGGCGAGAAGGAGGGCAAGAAGAGCAAGCAGCACCUCUACUGCCCCACCUGCAAGGUGACCGUCAACUCCCUGUCCCAGCUGGAGGCUCACAACACGGGGGCCAAGCACAAGUCGAUGCUGGAGGGUCACAGCACCCAGGUGCGGCGAGGCCGCGGCAAGCUGCUCUCCCGGGCGGGGCACAAGGCCAAGCGGAUCGGCAACAAGGGCAGCAUCAACAUCCAGAAUAAGGCGUUUCACUGCCAAGUGUGCGAGAUCUACGUGAACUCGGAGACGCAGCUCAAGCAGCACAUGAGCAGCCGGCGGCACAAAGACCGGCUGGCGGGGAAGCCGCCCAAGCCCAAGUACAGCCCCUACAACAAGCUGCAGAAGAACGCGGCCCUCGCGUCCAAGCUGGCUUUGCAGAAGCACCUCACCAAGACGCUGGCGACCCGCUUCCUCCCGAGCCCGCUCGCCGCCGCCGCCGUGUGCGCCAUGCCCGGGCCCCUGGCCCUGCGGCCGGCCGCCGCCACCCUCUUCCAAGCCCCCCUGCUCGGACCAGCCCUCUUCCGGACGCCGCCGGCCCAUGUCCGCGCCACGCCGGGCCCCAUCGUCUUCGCGCCCUACUAGCGCUGCCGGCCGCUCCGGACCCGGCCGCGGCGACGCUCCGGCCGCCGGGAAACUGUAGUCGUAGGCGUCCACCCGGCUUCUCCCUGCUUCGAGCGGGCUCCGGCUGGAGCGAGCGGUGCCGUGGUGGGCAGAGCAUCCCGCCCGGCUCUCCGGGACCCCGCUGCGGCUGCCGCCGUUUCCCGCUCGCCUCCUCCCGGGCGCCGGGCUGGAAGGAGAGGAGCCGGCCGUCCCCGGGGAUCCCUGCGGCCGGCCGCCCCCGGAGCUGCGAGCGGAGCCUCCGUCCGGCCCUGCGGGGGGGAAACGUCCCCAGCACAAGAAGAAACCGGCGUUUCCCCGGCCGGUUUCACCAGCACGGCCGCGCCACCCCCUCGCCAGAGCCAUCGGCAGAGCCGGCCCCCGCGCCGCUGCCCUCCGAAAGCCCCGCGCCCCGGCGGCGCCAGCACGGUGGGGACCAGACGCCUGGUCCUCCUGCCAGCGGCGGGGACCCCCGCCCGCAGCCCCGUCCCACCGCCGCGUGCGGGGGUGACCCUGCCCCUACCUCCCGGUGACGCCGUGAGGCUCCGGACGUCCCUCGAGCGCUCACGGUCCCCCGCCGCGAGGUGCCAUCGCUGCUGCCGAGCCGGCCGCCACGUGCGGUCGUCCCGUCCCCCCCGUCCCGUCCCGUCCCGUCGUCUUCACUGUGCUCAAGACCCAGCGACGGCCCGGGCUGGAAACGGCACCCGCGGCGCUGCGGGGUCCCGUCGCGCUGCUGUGAACAGGGACACGCAGGAAAGUCGCCACCCGAGUGGACCUCACGCUGGAGCGACGACCCGCCCCAAUCUAUGCAAUCCCGUGGGAGCAGCUCGCCCGGGGGUCUGCCGGCUGCGGUUCCCCUCGGUGCUCGUGCCGUCCGUGCAGCCGGAGCGCUGCCUGGAGCAGAAAGGAGCUGAAACACUUGGAUCCGUGCAGACGGUUCCCUCCAGAGCCGCUUCCCCUCCCCAGCCCGGGUGCUGGCUCGAAGACGCCCCGCUGCGUCCCCAGCCCGUACGCAAUUCGCCUCGGGAAGAGGCUGGUGGGUCUGUGCCGCUGCGGUGGGCGAGCGCCCGCUCCCCGGGCUGCUCCGCGAGCAAGGCAGCAUCUCGGGAGGGUUUUGCCCGGUGUGCGCUACCAAUGCUCAGGACAGGAUUGCGGCAACGCAACGGGAGGCGAACCGGGAGCUGCCGCCGGGUGACUCGCGUGGCCGAAGCCGUCUGCUUCCUCGGCGUCUGCGGGGAGCCCGGAGCCGCGGCGAUGGUAGGUGAUGCCGCGGCGAUGGUAGGUGAUGCCGCGCCGAGGGAGCCCAGGCCGCCCGGAGCCGCGCGCCUGCUGCUCGCGGGAGGGUCCCGCUUGGCCAAGCCAUGGGCAGUGCUGACCUGCGCUGCUGCGCUCAGGUGCUGCCCUGCGCGAGGGAGCCCCUGGUACGGAUUUACUGCUCAGGGCAUCUCCCGGCCACCACGGAGGUGGAGGGAAGUGGGGUGGGGGCAGCAGGAGAGGGGGCGAGAGCUUGUGCGGAAGGAGGGGGGACUAGAGAUAACCGAAUGGUCGGGGGUGGUGGGAGACGUUCCCGAGGGACAGAAGGCUCCCAGCGGCGGUGGAUGUGACCGGGAUAGCGAGGUGGUCGCCGUGUCCCGGGGGAGUCUGCGCUGGCUGGGCCCCGCAGGCAGCGGGAGGGACGCAGCUCUGCCAGUGUCUUAAGGCCAAGCAGCCCGUGGGUCACCCCCGCUGCAGCCCUCGCGCUGCUCCUGGCAGCCUCUGCCCCACGCGUCUCGCCGUGCCCUUCUCCGCGCUGCCGCCCGGUCAGCCUGGCCCCCCCCCCCGAGGAGGGCGACUCGUCCCCUCCUGCACGCACGCGCCAGCCCCAGGAGCGCGGGGAGCCGGGGAGCGGGCAGCCGUGGCCAUGCUCCAGCCUGCAGGAGCCGGCAGGCCCCGGGGGUUGUUCCCCUGCGUUUUGUUCUAAAAAGCCUUCGCUGGAGCCAGCGGUAGCUGCUCCCACCACCCCUCCGUCAGUGGAGUCCUACUACACUCCUACACUUGGCACUUUAACCCCGUGAAAGCCAUUCCUUCUAAUAACAAUAAUACUGCAACGAGCUGCGUAAGAGCAGCCCCUCUGCUGCCGCCCCGCCGCCGCCAGCGAGCCCCUCCCUGCUCCUGUGCUAUCCAAAGCAUUGACUGCCUUUGACUUAGCGUCUGCUGUACUAGGUAGUAGGGCAUAGUCCAUAGCGCUCAAUAACGUGUGCCCCUCUGUAAAUAACCUCGGAGUGAUGUGAACACAGUUUGAGUCCAAAAAAAGAAAUAAAUAAAGAACCCAGAAAAAUGCCAUAAACAGACUCUAGGGACUUGGCCAGUACCCCUCCUGUAAUGUUCACUGUAUAUUUUUUGAUGUACUAUAACUGUUGGGAAAAAAAAAAAGGAAAAUAUUUUGAUAAUCAAAUCUCAUCGCUUUAUUGUGUUACUCAGUAAAUAAAAGGAACAAGUAUAAACAA